This is a messenger RNA of Schistosoma mattheei, 4033 nucleotides long. NCBI's taxonomy places the organism in Eukaryota, Metazoa, Platyhelminthes, Trematoda, Strigeidida, Schistosomatidae. The record is from the annotation of a GenBank genome assembly.
AUGUUUUCAGCAUCAAAUUAUCGUAGAUUUAUCAGUUACUUAGCCAUUAUUUUAAAAACUACCAAAUCGUCAGUUAAAAGCAAAGUGUGCAGUAACCUACUUCCCGUGGACUUUAUUUCUUUUCAAUGUGCUUUUAGUGCAUUGUUUUCUUCCUCAAGGUUAUGCUCGUGUUUAAGUGGCUUCGCUAGACUUAUGAAUGGGUAUACAGACAGUCCUGUGCAUACUCAAAAUAUGACUCAAUCAAAUAAUUUUGCAUCGCCUAAUAAAAGAGAAAGAACAGUGAAUAGUAAUCCUCACUCUUUUUCUCUCUCACCAAAAACUAUCGAGCAUCCCAGUCAAGCUUCUUCUCCAACAAAUCUAAUGAAUAGUCUUCCUAACGUAGUAGAAACCGCAACUGUACCAAACUUCCAGUAUAAACCAACAUGCAUCAUACGUGAAACACAUAGCCAAUCUGUUUUCGGUGUUGCGUUUAAUUCAGUCAACCGAAGUCAACCAACUGAUCCGCUUCUUUUUGCUACAGUUGCUAGUCACUAUGUUACAGUUUAUCAAUGUAGUCUGAAGAAUAAUCUGGAAGAUAAAUCUAUUCAGAGUUCUGAUAUGUCAUCUGUUAGUCUACUCCAAUCUUUUGCCGAUCCUGCUGGAGAUAAAGAAGAGUUUUAUUGUUGUGCUUGGUCGCGUGAUACAAGUGGUAAUGUAGCAUCUAGUUGGUGGACUGAUUGCUGUGAAAGUCGCCGACCACGUCCAACUCUUCAUCCUCAUCAAGGUCCCAUCAGCUCUUCCAGUGGAUCACUUCUACCUGCUCAUCAGCAAGUAGUAGCAGCUGCAGGUAAACGUGGUGUAAUUCGAAUCCUCUGUCCUAGUAUGGCUAGUUGUCCUGCUAGUCUUGUUGGCCACGGAUCAUCUAUUAAUGAGCUAAGAUUUCACCCAAGAGACCCUGCUCUAUUAUUUUCUUUUAGUAAAGAUUAUACCAUUCGUUUGUGGAAUAUAGCUAGUCACGUGCUCGUAUGUAUUUUUGGUGGAGCUGAAGGUCACCGAGCUGAAGUUUUACAUGGUGACCUAUCCCUUACAGGUGAUCUUCUGCUAUCUGCCGGUAUGGAUCAUUGCGUGAAAAUUUGGCGGCUUAAUACUCCUGAAUUAGCCAAUGCGGUAAUAGAUUCAUUUAAUUACCGCUCACGUUCGAAUCCUAAGCCGUUCCCUGUGCUCGUUCAACACUUCCCUGAAUUUAGUUCUCGUGAUGUACAUGGCAAUUAUGUUGACUGUGCCCGUUGGUUUGGCUCUUUAGUCAUAUCAAAAUCGUGUGAAAACAGUGUCACACUCUGGAAGCCUGGUGGACUAGAUGAUUCCUCAGCAAAUAUUCCUAGUUUAUGCAAUGGAUCUCCAAGUAAUACUUCAACAGAUGUUGGUGGCCUGCGUUUGCCGAGUCGGAUGCAACAUAUUGGCUCAUACACAGGUCCUGAAUCGCCUAUCCCCCCAGCACCUGGUGUCCCGACCGAACACAAGACAAGCAUUAUCCAUCAGUUAAAAGCUACUGACUGUAACUUAUGGUAUAUUCGUUUUGAUAUAGAUUUAAAGAAUCAUGUUCUGGCUUUGGGUACAGGAACUGGGCCAUCACGUGUCUAUUUGUGGGACUUAAAAUAUCCUGAAAAUGCUCUUAAUCUCCCAGCUCAAGUACUUCAUUUCCCUACAGUUAGUGGAGUUGGUCCCGGUGGUAUGCCUUUAAGUCACAGUGCCAUUAGACAAACUCGUUUUGCUGACGAUGGAGAUAUUCUUUUGUGUGUUAGUCACCCGCUAAGCUUCAUGGUAUUAAAUGGCAUCACAAUAUCGUCGGUUGUAUAAGGAAAAUUUGCUACGUUGGCCUCGUUUGUGGUAAUUUUCUGUUGUAUCCUGGCACGAUCUCGGUAUCCUUUCGAUGCCACGAGAUCGCCAGCAAAUAUAUAUCUCGACUUGGUCCAUUAACUGUCUUCUGGUAUUUGGCUUCUCGGGGAUUUUAUGGAUUUAUUUGGUUACGUUCAACCUUCGCCUUCUGAUUUAUCUGGCACGUGUUUCUUUGUAGCGGUGUUCAUAGUUAACCUCGACUCGACGCCACGCUACAAUUGGUGACCCGUAUUUUGGAACACGCCUCAACAUCUGGUCAAAUCUUCCAAAGAAGCCAAUUCGGUGAGUCUAUGAUUUAUCUAUCCACGUCUGUCGUAUAUUUUCAUAUUUUUUAAUAUAUAAUAUACGCGACAUGACGGAUAACGAUAAGAAUAGUAUUAAUAUAAUAGACUCACAUGUAUGUGUACCGAAUCCUUGUUACUUUUUAUUCGCGUGACGAUGAAUUCCACGCUUUAUUCGAGAAAUUUUCCCCUAUUAACUAUUCUCCUCGCUGACCCGGCUGCUUGGUACGGAAUGCAUACGCAUAAGCAUUAACGUCUACCACCCAGCACCAAAUGGUUAAGUAAACGGUUUCACUGCCAACUUAAAAGUGCUCUACGAGCACACGAAAACGGCAACUGGCACGAAACCUUACCGCUCGUUCUUUUAGGGAUUCGAACGAGCUUGAAGGCAGAUAUUCAAUGUUCCGCCGCUGAACUGGUAUACGGCACGACAUUGCGUCUGCCCGGAGAAUUCUUCACACCACGGAGCAGACCUAAUUUCGGUAAAUCAGACUACGUCCAUCGACUGUCUGCAUUUAUGCGAACGCUGUCUCCGGUGUCAACUCGAAUACAACAUCGACAGGUCGCUCUCCCUCGAGAGUUAUCUACCUGUUCACAUGUUUUCAUACGAGUAGAUUCGGUACGCAAACCUUUGCAACAACCUUACGAAGGCCCUUUUCACGUGAUCGCUCGUCACGAAAAGACCUUCAAGGUUGAUCGACAUGGCCGCGUCGAGAUCGUCAGCAUUGAUCGUCUCAAACCAGCACACGUCGAUGACAGUGCCCUAUCUGAUAACCUGAGAUUCAAUGCUAGACCUAUCAAACCUACUAGCGGGAUCCUCAAACCAUCUUCAGGUCCCACGCUAGAUACAUCUGAGACCUCAUUCUCACGUCCCGGUCAACAGCACGCGUCAUCUGCACCGUCUACGGACGAGACGACAGUCUCACGUCCAGAUCAGCAGACCACGCCGCCUCUGACCUCGGAUGAGAUUGCAGGCUCACGAGAUACGAACGAGACUACCGUCUCACGUUCCGGUCGCCGAGUACGGUUACCCGUACGCUUCCGCGACUAGCCGCACAGUUAACAACCGAUACGGUGUAGGAUUAUUCCUAUACUACACGCAUGCUACACUCUUCUCUUUUUUGAUUUUCUUUUUGUUUCCUGAGCCCACGCCUUCGACCAUCUCCGUUUGGUUCCGUCGACUUCAGUCAACUUUGGCGAAAGCUGGAUUGGCCACCCACGCUCUUGUCAACGUACUCAGUCGAUAUAUUGGUUUCGAAUGCUUGGCAUACGCUUGGUCUCGAACUUGGUCGUUAUGGUCGCUUCUGGUUCAUCGGCUCAACGUGGUUUCGUCCUACGUCUGCAGCGUUUCUGGUCCGCACCCCUACGAACGCCAUCUUCAGAUUCUGGAUACAAACCACUCUCGUGUAGCAUGCCAACUCAAGCAACAAAUACAGCACAUCGCUCCUGGUACCGUUCUCCGAAAACGACCUUCGUUGGCAACUCGACGAUCAACGAUCGCUUUCCUGUUCGCCAAUUCUUCCGUCCUACAAUCGCUCGUCAGCCGAUCAGUCCCACGAUUUAAACCGCUAUUUAUCGAAAGUGUAAACCCUUUCUAGCGGGGGGCUCCUGUAGUGACUCACAUUUAUCACGAGAACACGACUGGUUUAAUAAAAACAAUUAUUAUUAUAACCAACUGUACCAGUGUUUAUUUUAACGUGCUUUUGUUUGACUGUGCUAAUGACAGCUAUAUUUUGCUUCCAUUCUUUUACACACACUUUGAUUGUAACUUCGCGCGAAUUCGGUUACCUUCUGUAACCAAGGUUGUAUCCUGGCACGAUCUCGGUAUCCUUUCGAUGCCACGAGAUCGCCAGCAAAUAUAUAUCUCGACUUGGUCC